AUGAACCAAUUAACUGCUGAAGAAGAACGUAAAGUUUGUCCAAAUGCACAAGACCCAAUGAAUUGGUAUGUUUGUGAUGAUGCGUGUGUUACAAAUGAAGAACUUCAUAAAACCAUUGUUAAUGAAUUAUACCAAGCAUAUAAAUUACAAUGUGUUAAUCCAGAAGAACAUUUUUGUGAGACUGGAUAUGACUAUUAUUUAACUGAAUUAAAAGCUGACUCUAAAAGUCCUAUGAAUCAUUAUUACAUUGCUACAUUUACCAAAUAUGACUCUACUGGAAAGAAAGUUGAUACUAUUACUUUACCAUCAUUACCUACUUCAAUUAUUGGUAUGAUCUUUACUCCAGUUGAAGAACAAUUGAUUAAACUUCAUGAUAGUGAAGAAUUUUGUGGACAUUACAUGUUCCCAUAUUGUAUCCUCAAUAAACAUUUACCAUUCUGGGGAGGGUAUGUUGGAAGUCAUUUUGAAAUUGAAUGGGAUGACAGAAGUUAUUUAAUUAAUAAAGAUAAAUAUCCUGAAUUCGAUUAUAAAUUUAUUGAAGAAUCUACAUUCCACCAAAACUUAAAUUUAGUCGACCAAAAGGCUGGUGUUCCAUUCUUGAAUGAAAGAAUUUAA
Messenger RNA from Entamoeba histolytica HM-1:IMSS, 615 nucleotides. RefSeq lists its product as uncharacterized. Bases 1 to 615 code for a protein of 204 amino acids. The record is from RefSeq and is a predicted model, not a curated record. The transcript has a single exon. Lineage: Eukaryota; Evosea; Mastigamoebida; Endamoebidae.